Messenger RNA from Formica exsecta, 2544 nucleotides. Its product is annotated as poly(U)-specific endoribonuclease homolog. Bases 122 to 2440 code for a protein of 772 amino acids. Gene Ontology annotation, molecular function: RNA endonuclease activity. NCBI's taxonomy places the organism in Eukaryota, Metazoa, Arthropoda, Insecta, Hymenoptera, Formicidae. The transcript is spliced from 8 exons. The record is from RefSeq and is a predicted model, not a curated record.
GACGCAAUACAAAUACUAAGAAAAAAGGCUGAUAAAUGCAAGAAAAACGUAUAUAUUUAUCAUUCCAUACUAAGCACGUCAGUUUCAUCAAAUAGUUGACUAUCAUCACUCCCAUAUAAUAAUGAUGGAAAUUCGAAUUUUGCUAUUCCUCUUUCUUCUACCUUUUCUUAUAACCGAUGAUGUUAACGCAGGGAAAAUUGGAUUCUCUUCACGAGGUUUCUCAUCGAGAGGUGGUUCGUCGUCACGAAGCUCGCCUUCCUCGAGUCGACAUACUUUAUCUGGAUCUCGUUCAAGCUCUACUAGAUAUGGAAGUUCAUCGGGUGGGCAUAGGAUAGGAUCAAGCUCGACUGGAACUUUACCGAGUCCAACUUCGCAUCAGCAGAAUAAAGACAUGUCUACAUCUAUCUUACACGCUGAACGAGGAGGCGCUAUUAGACCGCCUCAAACAAAUUCCGCACAAUCAUCUAGUCAACCAUCGGCACCUUAUGGCAAUGCAGGAACUUAUUCUGGGAGUCAAGUACGAAAACCAGGUUUUACAACAGAGAGUAAACAAAAUGCUGUACCAUAUAAUCCAUCAGCACCAUAUAAUCCAUCAGCUCCAUCAGCUGAUCAUUUAUCAAAAACUAAUGUGGUACCUUCGCAAAGUCAUGUUUCGACUUCUCUUGGCCAACCAAAUGCGCCCUAUAAUCCGUCACACGGAACUGUACAUAAUAAUCCUUCGUGGAGCAAUCCGCACUUCAAUCCAAGCCAACCAUAUCCGACUCCUACUAAUAUCGGAUUCAAAGAUCAUCUACGUCCAACUUCAAUGCCCUUUCCUUCGUACACCCCCGUCCCGCCUUAUCCACGUACAAAUAAUCCUAUCUCUGGUUCCAAUCCACAUUCUCCCCCUUAUCCAAUUCAUUCCUUCGGUCAUUCUAUGAAUCAACCUCAUUCCACAUACAAUCCCAGCUAUUCCGUUCCCAGUCAAACAAUCGGACAUCCUUCCAGUUAUCCAGCGCAUAUUCCACCACCCGUACCGGGUACGUUCGGAAAUCCUUACUCUACGCAUCCGGUUGGCGGGACAUAUGGUCCAGCCGGACAUAGCUAUUAUCCUCAACAACAUGUUCUGGCGCAACCGGCGGCGCAGCCAUACAUACCUGGACAAACCGUCAUAAUGGUUCCUGGUCAACAAGACAGCGGUAGAGGCUUUGGUCAGAUGGUGAAAGAGGCACUCGUGUUCUCCACUAUUAAUGCUGGCGUGAAUAGGCUAAUAAAUCCGCAUACUCAUUACAUACCUGAUUACAACAGACCAGCAAACCCUGGUACUACUGCAAGCGAAACGCAUGUAACUUAUAAUAAUCACUAUUUUAACACUGCUCCUCCGGGCAAUACUCCUUCGGUACCAGCUUCGCCGAAUGUACCUCAGGGAAAUGUCCCAGUUACAUAUCCGGCCAAUUAUCCAAAUCCGGUGAACAAUCCGGUUAUUACUCCGGGUGUAUCAAUUCCUACGAUUGUCGGAAACAACGGUGGCGUAGCAUAUCCAGCUAGUAAUGGCUCUUCCGUGAAUACAGUGGGUACUACUAACAAUAUGGGAGGUUCUACUAAUGGAUUUUCCGCUGGUAACACAGUAAAUGAUCAAAAAGGACCCGAUCAAGGAACAACUGUUUAUUCUCCUCAGUAUAAAAUAUCAGACAAUGAUCUAUCGAUGUUGACUGAAGAGUUGUUUGCGAAACAAGAAGUCAAUAUAUCCAAAUAUUUGACAUUAUAUCUUCAGAGUAAAUCCGAAAAUGUAACCGAUGCAGCUAAAGGACCAUUAAUUUAUGCACAAUCAGACGUCUACGAUUACCCGACGAUCCUUGUUACUCGAGCGCUCUAUGACAAUUACGAGCACAAUUCCAUCGUGAAGGAAAAUCGAACGCUUGAAAAGCGAAAGAAAGAGGAUCUUCUGUUGGACGUGUUUAUGAGCACAAAUGUAUUAACCAGAGCUAUGCAAUGGCUGUCAGAUCGAGGUUUUAUGGAUCCGGAUGACUUCGAGAAAAAGGACACUCUGCGACACAUCUGGUUUAGUCAAUUCGAUGGCGCCACUUCAGGUUUCGAGCGAGUAUUCACAUCUGAAAGAUACGGCGUAGAUCUUCUUGGUGUGCAGGAUUGGAUCUAUUUUAAUUAUCAAGAAUCGAAGGGACGUAUUGAUUACAUGGGAUAUGUCGAUACCUUGAAACUUGGCGAUGGAGCCUCGUUAUUGAAAUUGAACUUUAAAAUGGAUGAUAUUAUUAGACCGAACGCGACGAUAUUCGUGGGCACGCUUCCCGAACUCGAAAUGUCCUUAUACACUAUAUGUUUUUAUGCCAGACCGAAUGAUCUGUGUCCUGUUUCUCUUGGCGGAACUAAGUUUAAUAUUUUCACGCAUUCAUUUAGAUAUUUUGGAAAAGACCUCAUAGAUCUUGCGCUUCCAAUUUUUUAAUUCUGCAUUGUAUAACUAAAUAUGCGCCAAUAACGUGAUAAUAUAAAUUAUCGAACUAUAUAUAAUAAUAUAUAUAUAUAUACAUAUAAUGUAUGGGUACAAUU